CCGCUGCCGCCGCCGCCGUCGGAGGAGGAACCCGGCCGCGCACCAUGGCGGGGAGGGGCCGCAACGGCUUCGACGACGACGACGUCAACCCCUUCGCGGGUGGGAGCGUUCCCCCGGCAUCCAAUUCUCGACUCUCACCUCUCUCCCACGAACCAGCAGGUUUUUAUAAUGUGGACAUUCCAAUGGAUUCAACUAAGGAUAAGAAAAAAGAGAAAGAACUCCAGGCGAUGGAAGCUGAUCUCAACAAAAGAGAAAAGGAAUUGCAAAGGAGGGAAGAGGCUGCAUCACGAGCUGGAAUUGUCAUUGAAGAGAAAAACUGGCCACCCCUUUUCCCUAUGAUUCACCACAAUAUUUCAAAUGAGAUACCCAUCCAUCUACAAAAAAUGCAGUACCUUGCAUUUUCAUCAUUUUUGGGAAUUGCUGCCUGCCUCUUCUUCAAUAUCAUAGCGACUACAACAGCAUGGAUUAAAGGGGAAGGUGUUAUGAUUUGGCUGCUUGCAAUUAUCUACUUCAUAUCUGGUGUCCCUGGGGCAUAUGUGUUGUGGUAUCGCCCUCUUUAUAACGCAAUGAGAACUGAGAGUGCUUUGAAGUUUGGGUGGUUCUUUCUGUUUUACAUGAUUCAUAUAAUCUUCUGCGUGUGGUCAGCAGUGUCUCCUCCAUUUCCUUUCAAGGGAAAUUCUUUGACUGGGAUUUUGCCUGCCAUUGAUGUCAUAACCAAGAGUGCUAUUGUUGGGAUAUUUUACUUUGUUGGAUUUGGACUGUUCUGCCUUGAAUCACUGCUGAGCAUAGCUGUCAUUCAGCAAGUAUACAUGUACUUCCGUGGAAGUGGAAAAGCGCAGGAGAUGAAACAACAGGCAGCACGUGGUGCCCUGAGUUCCGCGUUCUGAUGAAGAAAACCAGCAGCCAGAGUAAUAGGCAAGGUAGUGAGUGGGAAGGAAGACAUGAUGUCUGCCGAUUGGGCAUGGUAGUCUUGUACAUCGCUGCACCGUGCGGAUUUGGAUCGUCGAAAGCAUACACAGCUAUAUCUUUUUGCUCUUCUGUUCAUACAAAUAUAACGAGCCUUCUUGCGUGGAUACUUUUAACAUGUUGUGUUGUUUCCAUUUGUUGACAUGGUUUUAGAUGUAGCGAGAAUUAAUAUCCUUGGUUGAAUAUAUCUGCAUAUGCCGGUUCAUUUCCUUGCAA
Messenger RNA from Lolium rigidum, 1182 nucleotides. RefSeq names its product secretory carrier-associated membrane protein 3-like. The record is from RefSeq and is a predicted model, not a curated record. The transcript has 12 exons. Lineage: Eukaryota; Viridiplantae; Streptophyta; Magnoliopsida; Poales; Poaceae. Gene Ontology annotation, cellular component: recycling endosome membrane; trans-Golgi network membrane. Gene Ontology annotation, biological process: protein transport. The coding region runs from base 45 to 887 and encodes 280 amino acids.